UCAAUUUUAUGACCUCACAAAGAUGGCGUUUACCGUCUCCCGGUUUGUUUCCGCUUCUAGAAAAGUGGGAAGUUAUCUUAUAAAUGCUGUUAUCAUAGGUCCGACAGCGUCGUGUGGAAUUACAAUGGAGACUAAGACAACAACAAAGCUGGAAUUUGCUGUACAGAUGACAUGUGACAGCUGUGCAGGUAAAAUCAGAACUGCAUUGGAAGGUACACCAGGGGUGGAGAGGGUGAGCGUGGACCUGUCCAAGGAGGAGGUGCUGGUGGAGGCAGCCCUCACCGCCCACCAGGUCCAGAGGCUGAUAGAGAGCACUGGGCUCAGGGCCGUGCUGAAGGGCAUCGGGGGCCCUGAGCCCGACCUGGGGACGGCGGUGGCGAUGAUGAGCGGCGCGGGGCCCGUUCAGGGCGUGGUCCGCUUCCUGCAGCUGUCCGAGGAGCGCUGCCUGAUCGACGGCACCAUCGACGGGCUGGAGCCGGGGCCCCACGGCCUCCACGUCCACGCCCUGGGGGACCUCACCCUGGACUGCCUCAGUUGUGGAGAACACUAUAAUCCCCAUGGGAGACAACAUGGCGGCCCACAGGACUCUGAGAGGCAUGUAGGCGAUCUGGGGAAUGUUUUGGCUGGGCUCGAUGGCAGAGCAUCAUUCAGACUGGAGGACUCGCAACUGAAGGUCUGGGAUGUGAUUGGUCGGUCCCUCGUGGUGGACGCCGGGGAGGACGACCUGGGCAGGGGAGGCCACACCCUCUCCAGACUGACGGGGAACUCGGGCGAGAGGCUGGCCUGUGGCAUCAUCGCUCGCUCCGCCGGCCUGUUCCAGAACUCUAAGCAGAUCUGCGCGUGUGACGGCGUGACCCUGUGGGAGGAGAGGGACCGGCCCAUCGCCGGGAUGGGGAGGAGCAAGACCUCAGAGACCCCUCCUGCUGCCCACCUGUAGCCCCCACUGGAGAGAGGGAGGGAGGGAGGG
Molecule: messenger RNA, 967 nt
Organism: Osmerus eperlanus (European smelt)
Lineage: Eukaryota; Metazoa; Chordata; Actinopteri; Osmeriformes; Osmeridae
Product: copper chaperone for superoxide dismutase-like
Exons: 8
Coding region: 23-937 (304 amino acids)
Biological process (GO): superoxide metabolic process
Molecular function (GO): superoxide dismutase copper chaperone activity; copper ion binding
Source: RefSeq, a predicted model, not a curated record